CUUUCCUAGGGCAUGGCCCAUUCGGUGGUGUGACUGUCUCUGGGAAACCUCAGUGACACAGCACUGGCACCAUGAAGAUCAUUGGGGGGCUGCUUCUGCUCUGCACAGUGACCUAUUUCUGCAGCAGUUCAGAAGUUGCCAGUCGGACUCUAACAACAGUGGACUGCAGCAUUUACAAGAAGUACCCAGUGGUGGCCAUCCCCUGCCCCAUCACAUACCUGCCAGUUUGUGGUUCUGACUACAUCACAUAUGGAAAUGAAUGUCACUUGUGUACCGAGACCUUGAAAAGUAAUGGAAAAGUCCAAUUUCUUCAUGAAGGAACAUGCUGACUUCUUUACAGACAUGGACAGAGAGCAGUGAUGUCCUCAUGUCAUGGUCUUCAGUGUCCCUGGGCUCUCACUUCCCUGCAUCUGUGCUGAUGCUCUGCGGGGGAGGGUGGGGGAUGUGGAGCCAGAUUCAGAGUCACCUUUACUGAAUGAAGAAGUUGUGCUCUUGCUUAUGAUCUCAUGCUUCAUGGACAGAAUGGCUUCUUUUUACACCUCAAUAAAGGAGCCUCCCCAGAGAGAGUA
Molecule: messenger RNA, 569 nt
Organism: Sciurus carolinensis (gray squirrel)
Lineage: Eukaryota; Metazoa; Chordata; Mammalia; Rodentia; Sciuridae
Gene: Spink7
Product: serine peptidase inhibitor Kazal type 7
Exons: 4
Coding region: 72-329 (85 amino acids)
Molecular function (GO): protein binding
Source: RefSeq, a predicted model, not a curated record